Messenger RNA from Aspergillus calidoustus, 1500 nucleotides. The record is from the annotation of a GenBank genome assembly. NCBI's taxonomy places the organism in Eukaryota, Fungi, Ascomycota, Eurotiomycetes, Eurotiales, Aspergillaceae.
AUGGACGAAAAUCGCCAAGAAACACCGCAUGCCGAUUUCGAUCGCGAGGCCUCGCGCAGAGGGCUUCGAAAGACCGGUUCUCAGACAAUGGGCUGGGACACGGAGCAUCACGAUUUCCCCCGCAACUGGCGCCCCCAGCGCAAGCUCUAUGACGCCUGUGUGCUGCUCUUCUUGGAGUUCUACACCGCCGUCAUCAGUAGCACCGGGCCGUCCGCGGCAGAAGAGGCCAUGUCCGAGUAUGCCAUGAGCAGGGCCGUCAUGCUCACUGGCUUUCAGUUCAUGUACGGCAUCGGCCAGGCUCUCGGCGCUCUGAUUAUGCCUCCCAUCUCAGAGGCCCUCGGUCGGCGGCAGUCCUACCUCGUAUCGGCCGCUGCCUUUAGCAUCGCCUGCUUGCUCAUUGGCGUCGUCCCCUCGCCAGCUGGAGUCUUCAUCGGUCGUUUCUUCGCCGGGUACGCGUCGGUCGUCCCUGCCAUUGUUCUCGCAGGGAGCAUUGAAGAUCUGUACACCCAGCAGCCCCGGCUCUGGUUCCUUUGGACUUGGAACUGCUGUACCAUGCUAGGAAUUGCGGUUGGUCCCAUCUACGGAUCCUACAUCGUGGAUGCGAUCGGCUGGCGUUGGGUCUAUUAUACAGCAGCCAUUACCACCGCGGUUGUAUUCUUCCUCAUCAUCCCCGUCCGCGAGAGUCGCCCGACCACUCUUCUUGCCCGCCGAUUCGACAAUCUGCAGUCCAAGGUUGGAGAGCUCGACAUGGAUAUACCCAAUCCCGAUAAGAUAAAAGACGCAGGAGAAUUCUUCAGGGUUGUUCUGGUGCGCCCGGCCAAACUCGGAGUGACGGAACCCAUCAUCAUCCUCGUCGCCAUCCUCAGUGCGUCCUCUUGGGGCAUGGUGUACCUCUUUACCGAGUCCUUCACUGUCGUAUACAGCGAGUUUGGCUUCAGCUCUAGGGCGACCUCUCUCCCAUUCGUUGCACUGCUGCCUGGGAUCCUGCUCAGCGGCGUGGUUCGCUUCUGGGACCAUCACAAGUUGAAGGCUCGGCGAAAAGCCGGACAGCGACCAGAGCCAGAAGACAAAAUUGCCGGUUUUGCGAUUGCAGCUCCAGCUCUCGCCGCCGGGCUCUGGAUCUUUGGCUGGACAGUCCCACCCCUCGUUCAUGUCCACUGGAUCGGAUCCACGUUCGGUCUCGUCCUCAUCGGCUUUGCAGCCACCGAGUUCUCGUACACUUUGAGUGGGUAUACCGCCGACUCGUACACAAUCUACGCCUCAUCGGGCAUGGCUGUCACCGGGGUCUUGCGCGCGCUCGCUCAGGGGUGUCUGCCCUUGUUCGCUUAUCCGAUGUAUUCGGGCCUCGGAUCGAAUGUCGCCACGAGCAUCAUCGCGGCGGUUGCGACCCUCUUCUGCAUCACGCCAUAUAUAUUCCUGAAACAUGGGAAACAGCUGCGAGAGAAGAGUCCAUUCGCAAGGUACAGCGCCGAGGUGAACGAGCAACACGGUCAAGACUGA